AUGGCCGAGCCAGUAACUACCAACAUCGAACCUAAAACACCAGCUAGCGAUGAUACCCCGCACGAUGCUUUACUGCUCCCGAGGCUUGCCCUUCUAGACGCGGGAAAAAUUCCUUUGACAUCCUGGACGCCAUCCUCAGAUGAGGAGCAGCGCAUAUUCCGCGUCUGGAAGGGCUUCACACUAGCCGAACGAACCAAGGAUACGGUGUCUUGGAUAUGGGACUACGGCGUUGAGAUUCAAUCAGAAGCGUCCAGGCGAUGGAUCUGCAUGCCGUGCGUGCGCCAAAAAGCAUCAUCACCACAGUCAUACGAAUCAAGAGGCACACAGAAUGCCGAGCACCACCUCUGGAAGUCUCACGGCUACUGGGAUCCGUCAGGACGACGACGAACGCCACUGCAGACGAAAGAGGGAAGGAAAGCCUUCGCAUCGAUCACAGACCUCAUGGGCCUCAAACGUUUGGAGCCUAACGACCAGGCCCUGGCGAACAACCUAAUCCGACGAUUCGAUCAAGCCGAGUUCCAGAAGCUGGUGGUGAACUGGAUAGUAGAGAGCCAGCAGUCAUUCAGGCAGGUCGAACAUCCACGUCUGCGACAAAUAUUCGAAUACCUGAAUCCUGCGGUGCGUAUCAAGGAUGCGCAUGUUACUGCUAAGACUAUCCAGAGCUUGGCUAUUCAGCAGUUCGAGCGCCAUCGCGAUGCCGUUCAGCAUGCAUUGAGGAGGUCUCCGGGCCAGAUACAUAUCGCUUUCGAUGGCGCGAGGACCAGAAACCGUCACGCAUUAUACGGCGUGACGGCUGUCUUCCGAGAUGAGGACAACCAACUCCGAAAGCUUGUCCUGGGCAUUCCGGAGCUGGUGGAACGACACUCCGGCGAGAAUAUCGCUGCUGAGAUCCUUGACAUUAUUCGCUCCUUCGGCAUCGAGGACAAAGUGGGUUACUUCACCCUCGACAAUGCAGCGAACAACGACACGGCGAUGCGCGAGAUCGCGCAAGAGUUGCACUUCGAUCCGGUGCGACGGCGCGUUCGAUGCGUUGGCCACAUUCUCAAUCUCGUCGUCAAGUCCCUUCUGUUUGGAAAAGAUGUCGAGGCGUUUGAGGACACCGUCGCGAAGGGCGAAGCACUGGCAAGGGCAGCGCACGACACGUGGAUGCGGAGAGGCCCCGUCGGCAAAGCUCACAACUUUGCCAUUUGGGUCCAUCGGUCGGAUGUUCUGACGCAGUUGCUUCGCCAAAUCCAACAAGACUCGUAUGCGGCAGCUGACGACGCCGAAGUUGGGAAGCAACGGCCAGUCGACGUGGUUAUUGACAACGAUACCAGAUGGCUAUCCCAAUACUACAUGAUCAAGCGGCUGUUGCGACUGCAGCCUUUCUAUGAAGAGUUCAUUGCUAAAGCAAAGAGAAUCUUCCGAGAUGGCCGGAGAGGAGAGGUAGGCCGGAGGUUUCCUCCUUGUCUUGAGGAGUCAAGCUUCCUCACCGAGAACGAUUGGGCGGUGCUCAGGACUUUUGACGAGAUCCUCUCGGACUUCCACGUGGUUGUACAAGCGCUCCAGGGCGAUGGGCAGCCGCGUUGUCGCGCCUCCGGCAUACGAGAGACCUUCGGUUCGAUGACUGACGUGCUAGAGGCAUUUGAGUUCCUUCUGAGCAAGCUGGAAGACGCAAAGUCGCAGAUCGAGACGCAUCCCGAGCCGGAGCAUUUUGGCAUUAACGUCAAUCUUGGCUGGAUGAAGCUGGACAAGUACUAUAAUACCUUGAGAGACACGCCGGUCUACUACGCUGCCGCUGCUUUGCAUCCUGGGCUGCGAUGGACUUAUUUUGACGAGAUUUGGGGCCGGCACCACCCGGAAUGGGUUGAAGAAGCGAAGCAGAUUGUGCAGCAGCUCUGGAGCAAUGAAUAUAGUAACCUGCAAAUCACAGUCGCAUCCACUGCCGAUGGGCCAGCGCUAAAAAAGCAGAAGACUGUGCUGUCCUCAUUUGAUAGGUACCGUAAUAGACACCGGCAAAGCAAUGCACCCACUGCCGGAGCAGAUGAAUACGCACGCUGGCAAGCUAGCAUGUCGGAGCUGGACAGAGAUGUGGCUGACCCGGUGGAGUAUUGGCACCUGAAGAGAUUCGAGUAUCCUAAGCUGUCUCGAAUGGCACUUGAUGUGAUGACAGUGCCGGCCAUGAGCGCAGAGUGCGAGAGGCUGUUCUCGGCAGCAGGGCUAAUGGAAAUCGAUGUGGAGACGACAUGGGUCCUCAAUAUUGUGGCCAUCAACCCACGAGAAGGCUUCGUGGACUCAACCCACGACAGCGCUGCUGAAUUCUCCAUCGGCAAGCUAUGUAGCGACACAAUGGCAGCUGCAGCACUGGCUGGUGUCACGGUAGCCCGGAUCGCCUUCUUGUGCCUCCGAUUGCAAACGACCACUCUCCAAACGCAGGCCUCUCUUGCCUCUGACAUACUCUCAAUCAUCGGCAGCAUCGCCGCAAUCCUGCUCUCCUUUCUCCACCACCAGCGCUCUCUUCGACCGUCGACACUACUGAGCCUAUUUCUCUCUGCGCAGACCAUCCUCGACAUCCCCAGAGCCCGAACACUAUGGCUGUUUCAAGGCAACACCGCCGAGGCGGCUGUCAUGACCAUGGCGCUAAUCACCACCUCUACGGCUCUCUUGCUAGAGUCACUCAGCAAGAAGUCGAUCAUUCUAGAUAAAGACAUUGAUAAUGCACCAGAACAGCACAGCGGCCUCUGGGCCCGCACUGCUUUUGUAUGGCUGACGACUACGUUUUACAUGGGAUAUUCUAGCAUCCUAGACCACGAUGAUUUGCCAUUUCUCGAUACUAAACUGCACAGCCAGUCUUUGCGUGACAAGCUUGCAACUACUUGGACCAACUAUAAUCACAAGGCUCCGCACAGCCUGCUCAAAGCAUCUCUCCGAACAAACAUUCUUUCCUUCUCGUUCGCCGUCCCGCCACGUAUCUGCAAAUCUGCAUUCUAUUUUGCGCAGCCUUUUCUUAUUGAUGCCACUAUUACAUACGUGCAAGCCAUCUCGCCUAACAGGAGCUUUGGCCAAGGAUUGAUUGGAGCAUGGGCUCUGGUUUUCCUUGGGAUCGCAUGCUCGAACUCGCUCACCUCCUACCAAACCCUUCGGUUCGUAACGAGAAUAAAGGGAGGGCUGACUGCACUCGUCUAUCAGCACACAAUUAUCACACGAGCCGUAGAUCUCGGACCUACAACAGCCAUCGCGCUAAUGGGAACGGAUAUUGAGCGCAUUGGCUUCAACUUGCUACAGAUUCACGAGAUCUGGGCGUCCAUUGUCGAAAUUGCUGUAGCCAUCUGGCUGCUGGAGCGUCAAGUUUCCAUUGCCUGCCUGGCGCCCGUAGUUGUUAUCUUAGCCGCCAUUGCCAUUAACACUCCUAUCUCCAAAGCUGCCAAAAAAGCGCAAGUAGGAUGGAUUGAGAGGGUGCAGGAGCGUCUUCGCAUCACCUCCAGCAUGCUUGACGACGUGCAAGCAGUUAAAAUGCUUGGUCUUAGCAUAGUCAUGUCCGACAUCAUUCAAAGGCUUCGCAGAGUUGAGAUAGAAACAUCCAAAGUCUUUCGAAAGCUACUUGUCUCAAACGUCCUCUUGUCCGAGUGCCCACAGAACAUAUCACCGCUGGCUACAUUUGCGACGACCGUCAUUAUUACUCUCUAUAGAGAAAAUGGCUCGCUUCUCACUGCCCAGGCAUUCACCUCGAUAGCUUUGAUCAAUCUCCUUACCGUUCCAGUAAUCCAGCUUGUGCAACUGAUGCCACAGUUACAGCAGUGCAUCGGGAGUUUUGAGCGAAUCCAGGAAUACUGUAACUAUGCGCCUGACGACAACAAAAAGGAUGAUUCAAGUCAUUAUACCACCAAGACUGCACCAUCGAUCAGUCUUGAUCUUCCGGUCGCUCCACGAGAACAAGAAAACGGUCAACAUAAGCGAAAUGCAAUCACGCUACAGAAUAGCAGCUUCUCGUGGGACAAAGCCAAGCCACCGUUCCUCAAGUCAAUAAACAUGAAGGUCCUGAAUGGGAGCAUCCUGUGCUGCACUGGGCCGGUAGGUAGUGGCAAGACGAUGCUACUAGAGAGCAUGCUCGGCGAAAAAUUUCAAGUCCAUGGGUCAACAUCGCAUUCCGCGUCUCCCAUUGCUUAUUGCCCACAGCAAACGUGGCUUGAGAAUGGCACAAUUCGAAGCAACAUUACUGGAAUUCUCGAUUAUGAACAAGAAUGGUACCGGAAAGUCACCUCUGCAUGUGGGCUGGACACCGAUUUUAAGGCCUUGGAACAUGGCGAUCUCACUGUCAUUGGCAGCAAAGGCCUCAAUCUCAGCGGUGGGCAGAAGCAAAGAAUUGCUCUUGCUCGAGCAGCAUUCUCUCGCAUGAAAAUAUAUUUCCUUGAUGACGUCUUCAGCGGUAUGGAUGCUCGCACGGUAGACCACAUCUCGCAAAGACUUCUAGGGAGUGACGGCUUGCUGAGCAAAGGCUCAACAGUCAUUUUGACAACACACAACCACAAGCUUCUGAGUUUUGCGGAUACGGUCAUUGCCCUUGAGGACGGUCGAAUCGUAGAGAGUGGGACUCCGCAAAGGCUCUUGGCUUGCAACGGGGUUGUUGCAAACCUUCGAAACAGCAUUCAAGAUGAUUGUUGCGAUCUCGGAGAUGGGAAUUCGGAAGAUGCAACGGUCCAGCAAGUGGGGAGUUUGGUAGCGGAAUCGCUGCCCUCCACACCAGAGUAUGGAACAGGACACGAUAAUGUCCUGGAUACAAGGCGCAAGCAAGGUGACUGGUCAGUGUAUAGCUACUACCUUUCCAGCUCUGGCUACUCUAUCGUGUCAAUUUUCCUCGCCAGCAUGGCCUUCUGGGUAUUCUGUACCGAAUUUUCAACUGUCUGGCUCAAAUGGUGGUCGGGGGCCAAUGAGAUGGAGGCCAACAAGGAUGUAGGCACUUUUAUGGGCGUAUAUGCGUUUCUCAGUCUCUUCGGUGUUGUCGCAAUUGGCAUUUCUUGCUGGUUCGGUAUCAUCAACAUCAUAUCCAAUUCUGCCAUCAGCCUCCACUCGGAUCUACUGGCUAGCACAAUAAGAAAACCCUUGUGGUUCUUUACGAAAGUCGACACAGGAACGUUGACAAACAGAUUCAGGCAUCCCGCAAACAGCCAAGACAUGGAGCUUAUCGACAUGAACCUGCCUCUCGUCAUGAUAAAUUAUAUUGCGACUGCACUGUCCGUCGCCGCCAAAGGCAUCAUUCUCCUAGUGUUUUCGCGCUACUUGGCAGCCAUGACACCCUUUGUCAUUGUGCUUUUAUAUCUACUACAAUCGUUUUACUUGAAAACUUCGCGACAGGUUCGUCUCCUUGAGAUUGAAGCCAAAGCACCGCUGUAUACGCACUUUAUUGAGUCUGUUUCUGGAGCUUCCACUAUUCGAGCCUUUGGCUGGCAAUCUGAGUACAGGGCGCGCAAUAGCAAGCUUAUUGAUCGAGCCCAAAGAGCCGCAUAUCUGCAAACCUGCAUCCAAACAUGGCUGGGAUUUGCGCUAGAUGUGCUGAUCGCCGUCAUAGCAACGGUGUUAGUGGCUGUUGUCGCGACAUGGAAAGACAAGUUCAGCGGCGGGAAUGUUGGUGUUGCGCUUGUCAUGAACAUGACAUUCUCAUCCACCCUUAUGAGAAUGAUGAAGACUUGGACAACAAUGGAAUCUAGUGUUGGCGCUGUUGCCCGCGUUAAGAACUUUAUAACGGAGAGGGAAUCGGAAGACAAUACCGCGGGCACGGUUGAGGUGGCGCAAGACUGGCCAAUGACAGGUAGGAUCGAGUUCAAAGAUCUUGUGGCUGCACACUCCCCGACGACAGAGCCCGUUUUAAAAGGGCUUACCCUCACGAUCAAGCCUUCCGAGCAUAUUGCCGUCUGCGGUCGAUCAGGCUGUGGAAAGACUUCCACUAUACUCGCUCUACUUCGCCUGAUUGACACGCGACAAGGAAAGAUCAUGAUAGACGACGUUGACAUUUCUCAUAUUCGAAGCGACGAAGUCCGUACCCGUCUCAACGUUGUACCUCAAGAUCCGCUCCUCAUUCCUGGUACAAUCCGCUUCAACAUUGAUCCAUUAGGCAAAUCUUCAGACAACCAUGUUAUCAGAGCACUAGAGCGCGUGCAGCUUUGGAGUAUCAUUUCGGAGCUUCCCGGGAAGCUGUCAGCGCAGAUGAAUGCCGAUGUGUGGUCAGCUGGGCAGAAACAACUUCUGUGUCUUGCACGGGCAAUGGUUAGGAGAAGUAGUGUGCUGAUACUCGACGAGGCCACGAGCAGUGUUGACAGCAAAAUGGAGGCACUUAUGCAGGACAUUAUAGACGACGUCUUCAAAUCCUGCACCGUCGUUGCUGUCAUGCAUCGCUUGAGCUACAUUACUCGGUACGACAAGGUUGCUGUUCUAGAUGAGGGGCAGUUGAUGGAAUACAAUGCUCCCGAGGUUCUGCUAGCUCAAGACUCGAGACUCGCUCAACUAUACCGGCUGAACAUGUGA
Cordyceps fumosorosea ARSEF 2679 is the source of this 6498-nucleotide messenger RNA. Its product is annotated as ABC transporter. The transcript has 17 exons. Gene Ontology annotation, cellular component: membrane. The record is from RefSeq and is a predicted model, not a curated record. NCBI's taxonomy places the organism in Eukaryota, Fungi, Ascomycota, Sordariomycetes, Hypocreales, Cordycipitaceae. Gene Ontology annotation, biological process: transmembrane transport. Gene Ontology annotation, molecular function: protein dimerization activity; ATP hydrolysis activity; ABC-type transporter activity. The coding region runs from base 1 to 6498 and encodes 2165 amino acids.